GACUCCGAACUGAGUAGCUCAAUACUUCGUGAAGUCUCCCCAUAGCACAGAAAUCUCCAACAUCCCACAGACACUCUAUAUCGAGUUUCCCACAAGAAAAUUCUGUGAAUAUCAUUAGCAAUCUGCUUGCAUUUCGCACCAUACAAUAUCAUAACCACACAGUGUUGAAAAAGUGAGAAUUCCCAUUCGUUUCUGCCGGAGUGAAAGGUGUGCUUUUUCCUCAAUUGCGCUUCUGGAAAUCCCCUUGACGGAUUUUUCCUGGACACUGUCUUUACUGAACACAGAAGAACCAUUCACGGGACAGAACGUCGCCUCCUGAGUGGCACAGACUUGGAUUAAAUUACUCCUUUCCGGACAAACAGACUUGGCGAAGGAGUUUAUUAUUUCGUACAUCAAACCAAUUUGACUGUGCACGGAGGUCUUACAAUUGCUAUACAUACCGCGGAGAUCGCUGUGCCCAUAAAUAUUUCCUUUUGGAGAGGAAAAUAAACAAUUUACCAUGACAUGAUCGGCUGUCCAUGUAGACGAGUUAGUAAACAUAUCGAUUCGAGUGGCGGAACAUGGUAAUCAAUUAUCAAAUGUGGAACACGGAGAAUUGAAAGGGAAUUGUCUUGAUGCAACUGCAAAUUGAUUGAGAUCGCAUCAUUCACAACUUCUUGCGAUCACCGGAAAUUUGCACAGUUGGAGGGAUUUGGUUGGACAGCAAGGAGAAGAAAAAAAAAACGACGUGCUAAGGAGAGAAGCUAACAAUGCCAUCGGAGAGUGAACAAAUUGCCGCGACGUCGCCGACGAGUCCAGCGAAAAUGGCCACGGUGACAACGACAAAUGGCACGAAUGGAAUUAGGGAGCGAAAAUCAUCAACAGAUGGUGAAAAUAAUAAAGGACCUUCCUCAGCGAACCGGAUAUCUGUGACAUCACAUGAUCCAACAGACUAUGUCCAAAGAGCACGAACCACAAGAGCUGCUCCGCCAAAACCGGCAUGCAAUCCCAUGCAAUUUGUGAAGAUAAAGCCGUGCAAUUUGUAUCAGAGUGCCCAAGAACAGCUAAAACGGGCGGAAGAGGUGAAGAAGGUCAAGGAAGUGAAGAAGGAGGACGCCGAAGAUUGGCAAUGCAAUUUGGACAAUUGGAAGUCGUCACGUCGAAAACGAGUGGAACACAUUAUCGAUCGAGUUGUUGAAGUGAAGAAGUUGGAGCUGGAGGAACACGAGCGAACGCGAAGAAAGUCCAAGACGUUUUCCGAAAUGCUAGAGGAAAGAGGAACUAGACGAAAAAUGCCGCUGGCCGUGUACAAUGAGGAUGAUGCAAAUGAUUUUAGUGAUCUGGGAAUUGGAACGAGCAGUGCAAGUGGCAAGAGCAGUCUCUCUGAAGACUUUGAUAAUCACAGUGUGAUCAGUGACAAUCAGGAUACGGAAAAGUCACACUCGGACGUGGAGAACAAUUCAAAUCACGAGAAUGGAAACCACAGGGACUACGUCUCGAGUCCGGGAUACGACACAUCCUCCAGCACAGCGCCGGCGAGCUCUCCAGAUCCCUGUGAGUACACAUACGAGGGAGCAAUUGAGGGCUACAAGCUGCGAAUAUCCCGAGCGCAGUCGAUUGGCUUCAAUGGUUUCAACAAUGGGCGCUUCUCGAAGGAUUCCACGCCCGAGAGGGCUUCCUCCCUGGACUCGGGGAGGAGCAGUGGCCAUGAGAAUGGAGUGUCAGCUCCUGCUUUCGUGCCGAAGCGACCGUCAGUGACGAAGAUCGAGGAGCGUCUGAUCAAUUUCGAGUUGAAGUCUUCCAGUGAUAGCGCCGCAGAGGGGAGCAAUGUGGCGAAGAAGGACCUGCCCAAGGUCGACAUUGGGAAGAGGCGAGAGAUGUUUGAGAAAGACAAGCCCGCUGCUGUGACAAUAGCGCCAAUGGAGUCAACAGUUCAGAAGCGCUUAUCUGGUGAUUUUUCCAAUGCUAAGAGCAUCAGGGAGCGACUGUCGAGCUUCGAGCAAGUACAGAAGGAGGAUGGCAGCAAGAAGGCCAACAGAUUGUCUGGUGAUUUGUCGAGUAUAAAAGAGCGAUUGUCGAUUUUGGAGAAGGAAAAGAAGACAACUGGUGAGAAACCGCUGAAAGUGGAUGUUCCAGUUGUGAGCUUGAAAGAUCGCCUCACGUCUCUGCAUUCCGCCGUGUCGGCGUCAUCAGUGGUCAGUGCGAAGCAGGAAGUGCACGAUGAAUCAAUUGCCGAGACUCCUGCCCCAGAGUGCGUGGAGACGCCCCAAGAGAGUGUCGUUCCCAUGGAUUUGGAGCCGGAUUGCGAAGACAGCGAAAGUCAGCAAGUGCAGGAGACCGUGCAGCCGACAGAAGAUGAUCUGACACCGUCAACCCUUGUGGAAUCCACUCCAGUGUCGCCUGUGCAGAGUGAUCCCACGCCAGUGGACGUCAAUCACGAUGACACACUCCUGCCCGCCGAAGUCACGAGCAAUGAGCUGUUCGACGACAACUGUGCGUCUGAUCUCACAGAGCAAGAUACGAGUGUCUUGGAGGCACUGGAUAUCGCUUUUCAGGCCAUCGAUGGUGGUGAUCAGUGUGGCACAGCGGAGAAUGAAGUGGAGAUUGAGAAAUUGAUUGAUGAGCUUGUGCAGACGCCAAUUGCAUCGCAAGCUGAGCCAGAAAGCCAAUCAGAGGCGGAGGAGACAAUGGACGCCGUGAAGACAAUCAGCGAGGAGAAGAUCCAGAAGGCGCUGAAAGCCAGCGAGCCGAUCUAUGAAAUCAUCGAUGAUGUUGUCGAGCAGCCAGAGUCGAAGGCAGAGGAGACUCUAAUUGACCUGGAGGACGAGGAGGAGCCCUACUAUCAAGUGCCCAAGCCCGUUGAGCCGUACUACGAGGUGCCCAAGUCGAAGCCCAUUCCUCUGUACGAGAAUGUGGAGAUCUUCAUGGGUGCCAGUCGUCCCAGUGUCAGCAGUUCCGAUGCCCCAACUGUCCAGCCGCCCAAAGAGAAGCCGCCGCCGCCUCCAGUGGAGGAUGACGCCACAGAUGACGAGGGAGGCAACGAGGAGUACGAGGAAGACGUCAAACCCGAUGACGCCAUGAAGCGAAUGAACUCUACGCGAAGGAUUAAGAAGGAGAUUCGCAACAAACGAUCGAGUUUCCUGGGGAUCGAGGGAUCCACUGAGGAUGAUAUUUCACUGGAAUUGUCUGUGGCUCCGCCACCCGAUAUGUCAGCUCUCCUGCAAGAGGAACGUCGCCUGGAGAAGCAGGUGUUAUUCAAGACGGGUCUCUACGAGAGCUCCGACACGGGCGAUAGUCGCGAUUCUGGCGUGUCUGAGAAUCAUUCUCGACAGAGUAGUGAGCCUUUUACUACUUCAUCGGAAGAGCAGGAAGACUAUCUGGCGCAGAAAGAAACCGAGAUCAUCAAAGUGCUAAUGGAGGAGAAGGAGAAGCGCCGCUCCAGCGAUUCACUUCUCCACGAGAGCAAGCGGAACGGGCCUGAGGAGUGGACGGUGACCGGUAACGGAUUUACUGAGACAGAAAGUAAACUGACGCACUGUGGUGUUGAUGAGGAAUCGCGAAUGCGGUGUUUGGAGGAGCAAAUACGAGAACAAGAGGAGGUUUUGCGCGUCGAGAGGGAACUUCUUCAGCUGGAGCAGGAGGAACUGAAGCGUCAGCGUGAGAAUUUGCUCUUGAGGGAGAAUCUGGCGAGAAAGGAGCUCGAUCACGGUACAAAGAUGCUUAUGUCGGCAAAUCGACGAUCCCUGCAGGAUCUGAACAGUGUGCAGUCGACAGUGACAGUGAAUCAGUUCGCCAAUGUCUCUGCACCUCAUCCCGUCUAUCCCAUUCCGGCGGACUAUCGGCAGUCGAUGCCGGAUCUGCAGCAAAUUCACCUGGAGCGCAAGGUUCCGCCCACACCACCUGCCAAGCCCAUGAGAUCGAAUCUCAUCCAUCAGGAGUUCCAGACGGCGCGGGAGUCGUCGAUAAAAGCCAGCCGGGCUCCGUCAGCCGAUGCCAGUGAUGCGGAGAAUCGCCGAGAUGACGCAGUGCAGCUGAGGCGACAGCCAGCGCAGCAGCACGUGUACGGGAACAUGUCCAGACACACUCUGCACGCCCUUAGUGCCGUGCCGAAGCCCAAGCUGACGGACGGAUGGGUGCAGCAGAACAGGAAGUCGGAGCCGACAGAGAAGUACUAUCCGAUUCCGCGGAAGAAUGACUUUGUCAAGGCGGGAACGCGCGAAAGGAUCACGAAUGACUCUUCGUGGAUUGCGGCGAGGAAGUCUGAGCCGAGGGGAUUCAGCUAUGGCAAGCACUGGCUGAUUCAGGAGGCUGAGCAGAGGCGAAUCGACCAGCAGCUGGGCGUGAAACCCACCUUGACGCAGCAGAACGGCUGGGGAACGGCGCAGAGGAGGAGUAGCGGCGGCGAUGGGAAGCCACUGCCCGAUUCAGUCAUCCAGACACUCACGCAGAGGGUGCAGAACAGAAUGAGCGUGAAUGAGCGAAGACGACUCGAGACCAAUGGUGAAUUGGUGACUCAACAGAACCUGUCUCCGGAGUCUCAGGAGAAGAUUCUCAGCGUGAGCGGGAGGAAGAAGUGCUCGCACUGUGGCGAUGAGUUGGGUCGAGGAGCCGCGAUGAUCAUCGAGAGUCUUAGGCUCUUCUUCCACAUUGACUGCUUCAAGUGCUGCGUCUGCAGAGUGCAGCUGGGCGACGGCCUCAAUGGCACGGACGUGCGCGUCCGGAAUCACAAGCUUCACUGUCACAACUGCUACUCGAGUGACGACGGGGUGAAGUUCAGUUGCGUUUGAAUAUUCGUCCCUUUUUGGUAGAUUUAGCGAUAUUUUUUUUAUCUCUAAUGUGUUUUUUUGUAUUCAAUAAGCAAAUGUUUUUUACAUGCAACAAAUCGUCAUUCCCUCGCAGAGGCCAAAUGGAAAUUGAGAUCCUUGCGAGAUCAGUGGCGGAUAUUCUUUUUGUAAAUAUGAGGACUCCCGCGCGAGAUCCUGGCUGUACAUAGGCAUAUAAUAUCUUUCACUUUGUACUUCUUUGUAACGUCCUGGAAGGAAUUUUCCACGCUCAUUCUUCCCCUGUUUAUUUUUUUUUUCUUAGAAUUUAUGUGAUUUUUAUUUGUUAAUUUAUAAUGUGUGGUUUCAGUUCUCUUGCUUUGACCUUACAGAAUAAAGAAGAGUGAGUGUUUCUUAUUGCGCUAAGCGAGGAGAGAAUUGCAGUGAGAGAAACAAUUAAAAAAAAAUGAAGCAUUUCGUUAAGAGGAGAAGUGUGGAGAAAAGAAACAAAUUAACAUUGUGUAGAUAAUUUGACUCUUCUUUUUCCCCAGCCUUUUACAAGUUCAAUUCAUUUAUCGAGGAGGAGAUGAUAAAAAUGGAAAAAAAGAUAUGCAAAAUAUGGUAUAAAAAGUGUCUAUAAAGUCUAUUAAAGAAUAAAAAUUUAUUAUACAAUUAA
Messenger RNA from Phlebotomus argentipes, 5415 nucleotides. RefSeq names its product LIM domain only protein 7 (gene smash). NCBI's taxonomy places the organism in Eukaryota, Metazoa, Arthropoda, Insecta, Diptera, Psychodidae. The record is from RefSeq and is a predicted model, not a curated record. Gene Ontology annotation, molecular function: myosin II head/neck binding. Gene Ontology annotation, biological process: regulation of focal adhesion assembly; positive regulation of stress fiber assembly. Bases 750 to 4766 code for a protein of 1338 amino acids. The transcript has 13 exons. Gene Ontology annotation, cellular component: stress fiber.